Molecule: messenger RNA, 837 nt
Organism: Bipolaris zeicola 26-R-13
Lineage: Eukaryota; Fungi; Ascomycota; Dothideomycetes; Pleosporales; Pleosporaceae
Exons: 4
Coding region: 1-837 (278 amino acids)
Source: RefSeq, a predicted model, not a curated record
AUGUCUAGCUUCGGUUGCUCAAUCAAAGACCACUUCGACUAUGUGGUUGGUACUUCGACCGGCUAUGAUGUUGAGCGUGCUCGUCAAGCCCAAGAUGAUGUUAUCGUUGGGCAGGCGUAUUUUCUCCCUGUGAGCAUUGGAUCUAUGCUGGUGCAGGAUGGUGGUAUCAAACAUAACAUGCCUGCAAAACUAGCAACCUGGGAUAUCAAAUACCUUUGGCCAGACCGACCGGACCCGGACUUCCUUCUAUCCUUAGGGACCGGCACUAUGCUUGAGACAUUAAGUAGCCCUCGAAUUCAAUCCGAGCAAACAGUAUCAGGACGAAAUGCCGCAGUGACGGCAGUCGUGGAUUACAUGAUAUCUUCGAUGUUCUAUUUUGAACUCGACUCUUUGCCAAGGUUUGAUGGGCGUCGGUACUCUUGCGAGGGCUUUGUCUACUGUCGACUUGAUCUUCCUCGCGAUGGACUUUACUACUUGUAUUACCAGCUUGCCACAACGUCUUCGCAUUUUUACAUUCAAGGGAACCCAGUCCGAUGCGUCAAGAGUAUACCGCAAGAUUAUUUGCCUUUCAGAAGGCGUAUCAACUUUACAGUCAACAAAAGAGACGAGGUGAUCGGCAUGUCGAUACGUGGCAUUACCUCCAAGCCACGAGAACUGAGCGGAUAUCCUACUACAUUGGAUAAGCUCAUAUCCCAUCAGCGUCUUGAGGGUCCGUUUGGAACUAUAGAUCAUUCAGAGUUGGGACUUGAGAGGCCACUGCCAGCAAUACCAUAUAAGCGUGUUAGAUUUGCGCAUGGUAACGAGCUCGGAUCAAGGAAGCGCGCUAGAAUCUUGUAG